GGAGGAGCGUCACUGUGGGGAAGUGACGGCGCGUACGGGAGACGUGGAGCCGGUGACGUCAGACGUCGUGUUUUCCUGGACGUGAAUGCAGAUGAGCUGGAUGCCGGAAGCGGUGUCUGGACUGCGGCGCUGGAGCUGGUGCUCUCCCGGAGAUCCACAGCAGCACAUCCUGCCAAGAUGCCAAGUCCAAGAGUCACCAGAUCAGCCACCUCUGGGAGUCCUAAUCCCAAUGGAAGGUUUGAGUUCAUGUCCCUAAUGACUAACAAGACCAGUGUGUCAGACCCAACAACAACAAGGCUUCGCACCUCAGACAGUCCCGUUCACCGCAAGGACUCAAACUCCUCUGCAUCUCAACAGCUUCCAGAAGAAGACUGCAUGAAAUUAAACCCAUCUUUUCUUGGAAUUGCACUAAGAUCGUUAUUGGCUGUAGACUUAUGGUUGUCUAAAAAGAUGGGCGUCUGUGCAAGGGAUGGAUCUUCAUGGGGGAGCGCCCGUCCUAUGAUGAAGCUGGUGGAGAUCUCUGGCCAUGGCAUACCUUGGAUUGCUGGUACUUUGUAUUUCCUGUACAGAAGUGACAGCUCUGCCGUCCGGGAGGUCAUACUAAACCUGCUCUUUGCACUACUGUUGGACCUUGUUCUCGUGGGAAUCGUGAAAGGAAUAGUGAGACGUCGCAGACCCAUCCACAACCGCAUGGACAUGUUCGCGACGUUCUCUGUGGACAAGUACUCCUUCCCAUCAGGUCACGCUACGCGAGCGGCCAUGGUUUCUCGUUUCAUGCUGAAUCACCUGGUACUGGCUGUGCCCGUCAGGAUCCUUGUGAUGCUUUGGGCUAUUGUGGUUAGUUUGUCCAGAGUCAUGCUGGGUAGACACAAUGUGACCGAUGUGUUGUUCGGCUUUUUUAUGGGGCACAUGCAGUAUAGUUUGGUGGAAUACUUCUGGCUGUCGCCAAAUACGUUACCCGCCCUGUUCAAAAUAUGAAGUAUUGACUGAAAAAGUGGUCAUUUUGUUUUGAAGGCAUCAUCUUAGCCUUAUGAUUAGAUUGCCCGCCACAUCUCGAAGCUUUUUAUACAUGGACCUCCCAACUAUAUCUUCGAGGGGUCAGCUACAUGCAGAACCAAGGCAGAAAAAUUAAAAAAAUGACACUAGCCGAUAUAGGAACAGAUUAGUAAACAGCACUGGCUGUAAAACAAAAUCAUUGCACUUCAAAUUCAACAUUCCCGUCUUCUGCAGUGUUGGUCCUAGGACUGCUGAUGUCAUAUGGUAUUUUUUUUUCCUUCCUUCCAAAAAAAAAAAAAAUAUAUAGAUCGAGUGGUGAAAAAAGAAAAUUUUGGGGCUUUGUUCUACCUUUUCUUCAGAUGUUGUAUCUGAACAUUUUAUACUGUGAAAUUUCUUGUGUUUUGGAUACAUUUUUGUCAUAUAUAUAUAUUUUUUUCCCCCCCAGUGUAGACAUUAAAAGGUUAUCCCAUAAAAAAUCCUACACAGGAUAGGUGAUAACUGAUCGCUGGGAUCUGCAUGAUCCCUAAAAUCAAAGACCUGAGCCCCCUUAUUCUACUCACUGCACUAAUGCAAUUUAAUAGAGCGGUGUUUUCCAACCAGUGUGUCUCCAGCUGUUGCAAAACUACAACUCCCAGGAUGCCCUGGGAGUUGUAGUUUUGCAACUACUGGAGGCAUGCUAGUUGGGAAAUACUGCAAUAGUGUAUACUGCUGUUCCGUUCAACAUCUAUAGGGCUGGCAAAAAUAGCGGAGUGCUAUAGAUGGCGCCAUGUGUGCACGAUCUGCAUUUAUAUAACCACUUACGUUUUGAUAAAGGCUGUGUUCACACGCUGCUGCUAAUCAGCCGUACCGCAGCUAAUUACCGUAAACGUUUGUUGCCAUGGAUGACCGCAGGGGGCGUUUUAUCAUGAUUAUGCGAAUUACGAUAAUCGUGAGAAUUUUUGUACAGGUCGUUUGCGGCACAAAUGCAGGCGGUUAUUAGCUGUGGUACCGAUAAUUAGCCGCAGCAUGUGAACCCAGCCUGAGGGUAUAUUCACACUGUGCACACUGCUGAAUUUCCGCGGCAGAAAUUCCGAUUCCGGCAGCUGCAGAAAGAAUGGUCAUAUCUAUUCUUUUUUGAGGGUUCCGCUCUGAAAUGCAUUGCUUUCUAAGAGAAGUCGCAUGUAUGAGCGGUCCUAGAGCUCGCCGGAACUUUUAAAUAUGCAGAAUGUCCACCCACCCGUGUUUUCUGGGCGAACACUCCGCACACUUUUGGCCGUGAACCUGGCCUUAGGGAUCAAUUUAUUGUUAAGCUAAAAACCAAUGGGUUCCAUAGUAAAAUGAAACUGUUUCCUUUACACCAGCAUAACUUUGAAAUUUGCCAUGAUUUUGCCAGUCGGCCUUAACAGUAAUGUGCAUGAUAUGUUGUUGUUAUAAGAAAGAUGAAUAUAAAGACAGUUGGGACUAGUUACUAAUAUGCAAUUUUCUGUCGCUAAUAGCCGUCUUUUAAGUCAGAUCUGAAUAGUAGACCUUAUAGGGGCCAUAGAAGAAAGCUGUUUUCCAGGUUGGACAAACCUACUGCCAUGUUGUAACACUUCUAGGUUUGGGACAUACAUGCACAAAUGUAAGAUGGGAAAAUGCUUGCUAAAAAUUCACUACAACCUAUGUUUAAUCCCAGUUAAUGCUGAAAAGGGGUUUUCCAGGUUUGUUUUUAAAUGGGUUAGUGCCAUAAAGUUAUAUAGAUUUGUAUAUUAUAGCAAACCUUUUAGUACUAUCCAAAGGAUAGGUGAUAAGAUGUCUAAUCAUAGGGGUCCGGCCGCUGGGACCCCACAGCGAUCUCUCACCUCGUGUCCCGGUAUUCUGAAAAUGUAUGCUUUGGGAGUAGCGUCUUCGUCACACCCCCCACCCUUAAUGUCUAUGGGAGAUAUAUGGAGGGGGCAUGACGGUUGUGGUCGCUUGUAAUCCGGAUCUGAGUGGCGUUCUCUCCAUGCAUGCCGAUUACUGGGGUGCCGUGCUGGUGAUUGGAGAGGGAUCCCAGCGGCCAAUAAGAUGUCUAGGGGCAGAGGACUCUUUAAGAACUGUUGCAUGCCAUGAAGUAAUGUAGUCUUUCCAAUCCAACACGGCAUUCCCUGCUGCCCACAGUAAAAACAAGCCUUUCCUGCUCUGGACAGUUCCUGAUUCUUAAGUUUAGUUCACACAGGAAUUUCUGAGUGGAAUUUCAGCUUGGAAGUUCCGUUGCAGCAGAGUGCCAUUGUUUUCAAUGAAAUUUUUCUGCACCGUGCAUAUGACCGAAUUUCCACAGCAGAAAUGCAUUGCCAUCUAUUGAGGCGGCGCAUUUCCGAGCGGUCCUAGUGCUGCCAUAUUUUGCCUGCGGAUUCUCAGCUCAAAAAAUUUCUUGGCGGUCAUUCCAUAUAGGGAUCGACCGAUAUUGUAUUUUUUUUUUUUUUUUUUGGGCCGAUACCUAUACUGACAAUCUGGGACCUUUCAGGACCGAUAUGCCGGUAUAAGUUAUCGGCUAUUUCAGCCCCGUAGAAGCCGCUGCAGAUCAAUGAUUUAAAGUGGGCGCUUUAAAUCAAUGAACUGCAGCGCCUUUUGCUGGGCCAGAGACCGCCACUGCCACCCGCUUCUCCCCCCGGCGGCAUCCUGAGCUGUCACUGUGCGCACUGAUGGUGACAUUGUGUUGAGGACUUGUCACUCGUCAUUGCACAGCAAUAGCGCAGGACGUCGCAGGAGCCAGAAGUAGUGCGGACCCCGGGAACAGGCAAUUAUAAAACCGGGGAUGGGGGAGGCAAUGGGGCAGUGGCGGUGGUCUCGGGGCGGGGCAUUAUCGGCAAGGUAAUUGCCGAUACCGAUAAUGUCCAAAAUCAUGAAUAUCGGCCGAUAAUAUCGGCCAAACCGAUAAUCGGUCGAUCCCUAAUUCCAUAAAGUGAACCUAGCCUUAGAGUUGGCAGCAAGGAGCACAGUGUCUGAAUGGAAUUGAGAGAUCUCUCCUCAUACAUGCUACUGGGGCUGUAAAGUUAGUGUAGUUCAUAAUAUAGUGUACCUGUGUGUGACGGUUUUCUCACAAUUCUUCUGUGAUUUUCACCCCAAUAUUUAUUUUUACCAGCAUACUAAAUGACUGUCUCAGAUUUUUCCCAGGUUGCAAUGCGGGCGAGACCUGACUCACUAGUCAACUGAUGACAGGAAGCCUGUCUGCUUCAAUGGGUGGAGCGAUCACUUGGUGGGAGAGAGAUCAAUCUGCAACUAAUGCAACAGCUGUAGGCACCCUGAUUGAAAACCACAGGUCUUUUGAAUGGAUGCAGCUCAUUUAUGUUUCAAUGGGUGGGGUGGCUGAUGUGUGGGAGGGAGGAAAAUUGAAUUAUGGGAUUUGUAGGCAAAGAAGAAAACAAAAGCUAGCCACUGUGUUAUGGUAAUCUCACAACAUAGCCAUUUAGCCCCAAGACAAGCGCAGAUCCUUCCUAAGCAUGUCCAUUACUGUCUGCCAGGUACGUACUAAAAUCACCUUAUGGUGGAGAACCCCUUUAAGCUAAUGACAGGUUCUCUUUUAAAGUCAAUCUAUUGUCUAUUUUUUAUAUUAUAUUGAUUAGAACCAGACACUAAAACCUGUAUUAAAAAAAAAAAAAAAAAAGUUAAUUGGUUUUAUUUCUUUUGUGUACAUAAUUAUAUUGGUGUCCCCUUUCACUGUCAUUUUGUACAGAUCUUGCAGCCUCCUCCUUAUCACAGACAGAUCACAACGUGUCCACUUAGUUUUAUGUCUAGUUGCCCAAAUUUUUAAAGAUAAAAAAAAUGUAAGUAAAUGGAAAAUUAGAAAAAACCUCAUCAAAAAAGUGGUUUUCCCAGCCUCCUUUUGCAUAUUGUUGUAUUUUGACAUAUUGUGUCUGACUGUCCAUGUAUGUGUUCAUUUACACAGUGUGUGACUUUUUUAAAUCCUGAACUUUACCAAUGAUACCAAAGUAUUAAGUCAGAAACCAAGUUCAGUCGUGCUGUAGAGUUUUUCUAAAGGAAGUAAAUGUUUUGAAUGCUGUUUUCACGCUGCCGGUGUCGGUUAUGCCCCUCAUGACAUUACGGUCAUGCCCCUUCAAUGCGAGUCUAUGGGAGGGCAUGUGACGGUCAUCACGCCCUCUCCCAUAGACUUGCAUUGAGGGUGCAUGGGCGUAAUGUCAUGAGAGGCAAGGCCGACCCCGGUAGCGUGAAAAAAGCAUUCGAAACAUUUACUUCCGAACACUGGCCAGUGGAGUACCCCUUUUAAGUAGAAAGCCCUUUAUACCAGUUAGUUUCUUAACCCCUUAACGACGCAGGCUGUAAAUGGACGUCCUGGUGAACUGGUACAACGCACCAGGACGUACAUUUAGGUCCUAUGCAUAGCCGCGAACAUCGGAGCGAUGCACGCGUCAUGCACGGCAGGUCCCGUCUGCAGAUAGCAGCCGGGGACCCACCCGUAAUGGCGGAUAUCCGCGAUCGCGCGGAUGUCCGCCAUUAACCCCUCAGAUGCCGUGAUCAAUACAGAUCACGGCAUCUGCAGCAUUGCGGACACUAAAAUGGAUGAUCGGAUCGCCCGCAGCGCUGCCGUGGCGAUCCGAUCAUCCAGCAUGGCAGCCGGAGGUCCCCUCACCUGCCUCCGCUGCUUUCCACGGGUCUUCUGCUCUAGUCUGAGAUCAAGCAGACCAGAGCAGAAGAUCACCGAUAAUACUGAUCAGUGCUAUGUCCUAUGCACAGCACUGAACAGUAAUAGCGAUCGAAUGAUUGCUAUAAAUAGUCCCCUAUGGGGAUUAUCAAAGUGUAAAAAUAAAAGUAAAAAAAUGUGAAAAACCCCCACCCCAAUAAAAACGUAAAUUGUCCCAUUUUCCCUAUUUCACCCCCCAAAAAGUGUUAAAAAAAAAAUAAAUAAAAAUUUAUAUACAUAUUUGAUAUCGCUGCGUGCGUAAGUAUCCCAACUAUUAAAAUAAAAUGUUAAUGAUGCCGUUCAGGGAAUGGCCUGAACGUAAAAAAAAAUGAUGCGUUUUUAUAACAAUUUAUUCCCAAAAAAUGUAUAAAGUAUUACGUUUUAUAUAAGCAAAUGUGGUAUCAAUAAAAAGUACAGAUCACGGCGCAAAAAAUGAGUUCUCAUGCCGCUUAUGUGGAAAAAUGAAAAAGUUAUAGGUCGUCAUAAUAGGGGGAUUUUAAACGUACUAAUUUGGUUAAACAGUUUGCGAUUUUUAUUUUUUUAUUUUUUUUAAGCGCAACAGUAAUAGAAAAGUUAUCAUGGGUAUCAUUUUAAUCGUAUUGACCCAAAGAAUAAAAAACACAUGUCAUUUUUGCCGUAAAUUGUACGGCAUGAAAACAAAACUUUCUUAAAUUGGCAAAAUUGCGGUUUUCUUUUUCAUUUCCCCACACAUAAUAUUUUUUGGGUUGCGCCAUACAUUUUAUGGUAAAGUGAGUGAUGGCAUUACAACGGACAACUGAUCGCGCAAAAAAACAAGCACUCAUACUAGUCUGUGGAUGAAAAAAUAAGAGUUAUGAUUUUAUGAAGGCGAGGAGGAAAAAAUGAAAACGUAAAAAUAAAAUUGUCCUUAAGGCCCAAAUGGGCUGUGUCCUUAAGGGGUACUCCGGGGAACUUAUUAGACGCUGAUCCCCUAUCCACAGGAUAAGGAAUAGUUGCCUGAUUGCAGGGUAUCAGAAUGCUGGCUACCCUGCCAUCUCCUACACGGGGCUCGUCCUACCUACCCGUCUUUGCCAAGCUCCAGCCCCCACCUUUCUGGGCGUGGGCAGGGUUCACAUUUAUUAUGCAUUUUUUUUUUUAUGGAAAACCCUUUUUAUUUAUUUAUUUUUUGCGCAAUUUUGGUUAGUGGCCUCGAGGUUUCACUAUUUAUUUUUUAUUUUUUUUUUCUUGACUUUGAAUUUUGUCAUUUGUUCCCACACCCAACCUCCCACAUUAAGUUUUUUUUUAUAUAUUUUUUUCUCUCUCCAAGGGACAUAUUUGGUCAGGUCAGCAGCACUAUAGAAUGUACAGCGCAACUACUGAGACAACACAGACCUAGAAACUAAAAGCCUAAAUACAAAUGAAACAGCCUGGCACCUUUCCAUGUUUGUAUCCAUAUUGUGAUAGCAUUUUUUUUUUUUUUUUUUUUAUUCCUCUGCUGUCCAGAAAUCCUGUAACUGUUCUUUGGCUUCUGGACCGCACUACGUAAAAGGGAGGUAUAAACUGAAUUGCACACUUUCAUCCAGUGCAAUAUCGCUGCCUUUUAACAUUUUCCAUAAUUAAAUUUUCUGUUUGUUCGUUAUGUUUAGUUUUUAUUAGUCAAUGGUUAGAUGUAACAUGUUAUACAAUUUUAGAUCAUUCUAGUAAACUACUAAAGAAGCUACUUCCUGUUAGCCAUGAUUAGUCUGUAAAAAUAAGAGCGCUCCGUGGUGUAAUAAGAGAUACACAAUGUGCAUAAAUUAGCUGUGAAACCGCUCACCUAUAUGGGUUGUGUAGCUACAUAUACAACAAUAGUGAGCGUAUAAAAUGAUGGUGUCCGCAGCCAGUCCUGCUAAGCAAUGGUGUGUAGAAAGGAUGACUUCGGAAGGAAUGCGGCGCAGGACACAGACAGCGGAAAGGUAAUAAAAUCAGGUUUCAGGCAUGUGAUGAAGCUGCCUUUGCAGCGAAACACAUUGCAUCUUGGGAAAUAAACUACCCUUGGUUUUAUUACCUUUCUGCUGUCUGUCCUGUGCCACGUGGAGCCGGCGUUCCUUCCAAAGCUAUCCUUUCUACACAUGAUUAGUCUGUGGCCACCAACAACCUACCUUGUAUGAUGCUAGCCAGGAGAGGCUGAAAUGUUCCUUAGUGGCUUAUCGAUAUGGUGUAGUCUGGAAGGUAAGUAAAAAAAAGAAACCUAUUCCCUAACAGUCGGAAUGCUUCCAUCCAAAUCCGAUUGGGGACUCCUCUUAGAGCAUCUUAUCUCCCGCACUGUGCAUGGUGACCACCAACACGCCGGACCCUUCUUUUCCAUAACGUUGGCCAUUGGUUUUAUCCAUCUUCGCUGUAAUGUGUGUGGAUUCCCUUUUAUGCUAUGCUUGACCCUCUUGUUAGUUUAAAUGGGUCAAACCAAAUGAGUGAAGGAUCCCACCUCUAGAUUCAUAUGGUCUUCACAUAGCAAUCACUGCCAUUUUCUGCUUUGUCUUUUUUACCUUCUAUAGGUGCUGACCUUCUAAUGCAUACUGUUAUGAUAUAAAUCAUUGUUUAGUUCAGUUGAGUUUUGGAUUAUUUAGACCAGAUUAUCUGUACUUUAAAGGUACAUUCCUGAUGUUAACGCUGUCAUGUAAUAGGAUUGAAUAUGUCUUGUUAAGUCAAAGGCUGUAGAAAAAGCAGAAUACAAGAAUAGUUAUUGAAGGGAAUGUGUAAACCAGAAUCUUAAUACAUAAAUAACUUUUCUUCUAUGGUUAAAGGGAAUCUAUCAGCUCCAAAUCUUGUCAAGGAGGUUGUGCAGAGCCACAGCAUGCAUGACUACUCCCUAGACAAUUUAUCCCAUAUCCAAAGGAUAGAAGAUAACAUGUCUGACCACAGGGAGUCCCAGCAGCCAAACCCCCGCGAUUAGACAUGUUAUCCCCUAUAAUCUUGUCCGGCACUGUGGUGUUACGAACACUAAAGCCUGGGACUUCAUGCCACGGCCACUACAUUCAUGUCUAUGGGAAGGGGUGUGAUGGCUAGUUCACAGCAGUCGGGCCCCCUCCCAGAGUCAUGAAUGGAGGGGUGGGGCAUGACGUCACCAACACAGAAGCCCCAGGCUUCAGAGUUCGCAAUGCCGCAGCACCGGCCUGGAGAUUGCAUGGGGUCCCCCUACAAUCAGCCAUGUUAUCCCCUAUUAUUUGGAUAGGGGAGAACAAGUCUAGGGGUGGAGCACUCCUAACAAAAGCUGUUGCCUAAAUUACUCCUUCAGACAUAUUUUGGCACAUAAUAGGCUGUAAUUUUCUGGUCAUAACAAUUACUGUGUUUUGGGGCAUUUUUUUUUUUUUUCUUUUUAUGGCUCAAGAACUUUGUAUGAACGUAGCCGGAGUCUGCUGUAUGCAUUCAGGGCUCCUGUUAGAUUCCAGAGGGAAGGACCUGUAUCUGCCAUGUGCUGCUCUAAAAUAACAGAUCUGCUAUAAGUAUAUGGUAAUUUAACUUUUUAAAACAAACAGCCCAUUGUAUUUUUAUAAUUAUUAUUACUAGUAUUAUGUUUUUCAUCUUUCUGCAUUUGCUCCUCACUUGCACUGUUUAAUUUUCUUACUGAUCAUAUGAAUUAAAUUCAGGGGAAGUAUAUGUUGCUGUACCGGUGAAGUUAACUUCUUAAUAAUGUACUGUACUUUUUGAGUUUUUCUGUAUAAUGGUUAAAUUAUUCUCAUUAUUUAUUCUGAACACUGUAAAAAUUGUACUUGAAAAUGUUCUCUUCCUAUAUGUCCAGCCUGAAAUCCAACUUUUACGUAAUUGCCGACCCUUGAGAAAUCCAUAAAAUACAGUACCAAUGUAUUUAUUUCUAGACAGAUAUUUUUGAGGAUUAUUUAGACAUGCCUUUCUACCUGUUUUCUUAUUGUUAAUUUAGAUUUACUGUAAUGUUCAGUUGUAAUUUUUAUUUUUAAUAAAGGUGUGAUUGAUGGA
Messenger RNA from Hyla sarda, 9565 nucleotides. It is a transcript of the gene PLPP6, whose product is annotated as phospholipid phosphatase 6. The transcript is spliced from 3 exons. The coding region runs from base 178 to 978 and encodes 266 amino acids. The record is from RefSeq and is a predicted model, not a curated record. Gene Ontology annotation, molecular function: sphingosine-1-phosphate phosphatase activity. NCBI's taxonomy places the organism in Eukaryota, Metazoa, Chordata, Amphibia, Anura, Hylidae.